AUGGGAGCUCUUCCACUUCCAAAAGAGGAGAUCCGGUUGGAAAGAAACUGCAGCAUGUCCUGGAGCAGCAGUGACUUCCGACCCUCUGCAAAAGUAUUUGGGGAGAAUGGCGUGUUGGAAGAGCAGAAAUCUCCAAAAUUCAAGAAAAGAGAGACAGAGGUGUACGUUGGCAAUCUCCCGCUGGAUAUCUCUGAGGAGGAGAUUCGGUGCCUUCUAAAGGACUUCAGCCCUCUCCAUGUCCACAGAGUCCAGAAUGGCUGUAAAUGCUUCGCAUUCGUAGAUCUGGGCUCCAUGCAGAAAGUGGCACUUGCCAUCCAGGCACUGAAUGGGAAGCUUUUCCACCAGCGAAAACUGUACGUGAAUUCCAGCAACAGGUCUCCCAAGAGGACCCCUGAUGUGACCGAGCGGCCCCAGGAGCUGCUGAUUUCAGAGAAGGCCUCUGCUCAAGGGUUUGCUGGAACCACUGCUUGUCCACAGCUCACUCCUAAAGCUUCUGGUGAGCCCUGUGAGACAGAGAAACCCAAGACAAGCUUCUUUGCAGUUCCCAUGGAAAUGAGAGGGUCCUUCUUGGUGCUGCUCCUAAGGGAAUGUUUCCGAGACCUGGGCUGGCUGGCCACCAUCCCCAGUGUCAGCGGGGAGGUGGGGCUGUUGGUGACCAGUACUGUCCCUCAGACCCCCUUCUUCUGGGCCAUGCACAUCACCGAGACACUGCACCGGAACAUGCUGGCCCUGUUCAGCGCCCUGGCUGAGGCGGAGGAGCAGCAGCCCUACCUGCAUGACUCGGCGGUGCGGCGCGGGGUCCGCGGUCUGGCUGAGUACCACCUGGGCAGUUACGGGCCGGCCUGGAACAGGUGCUGGGUGCUGGACCGUGUGGACUCCUGGGUGGUGGUCAUGUUCGUGGAUUUUGGCCGAUCGGCCACCAUCCCGGUGCAGUCCCUGCGCGCCCUGGACAGUGAUGACUUCUGGACCAUCCCCCCCCUGACUCAGCCUUUCAUGCUGGAGAAAGGUAUUUUGAGUUCAAAUCAGGUUAUCCAUUGCAUCCUCAAAGGGAAAAUCACCGGUGCUUUGAACUUGGAGUCACACAUCCUGAAGUUUGAAGAGUUUAAGUGA
Messenger RNA from Rangifer tarandus platyrhynchus (Svalbard reindeer), 1110 nucleotides. NCBI's taxonomy places the organism in Eukaryota, Metazoa, Chordata, Mammalia, Artiodactyla, Cervidae. The record is from the annotation of a GenBank genome assembly.